GAGAAGAGCAGUACCACAGACUACUGGAGGAGAGUAAAAAAGGAGAGCAAAGAGAUACACUACAGUACUUCUCCAAGGGUUUUGUACAAUCUAUAUUACCUAGACUUCGACAACAUCAUACCACAAAAGUGCACCGUUAAUAGCUUAUAAUUAAAUUGCAAUCAUGAGAAUAACAGACAAGCUCGUACAAACGGCUGAGACAGCACUUCGGAAGUCGAUAGGUUUUCUGGCGAUUGAUGAAAGCACUGUCGAACCAGCAACAAACUGUCCAUACCAAUUCUCAAUCGAAGUUUUUCCGCCGAAGACCGUUGCAGGUCUUCAGAAUUUAUAUCCGCGAUUGGCUCGAUUGGGAAGCUUGGGCCCGUUAUUCAUUGAUGUGACGUAUGCCUCCGGUGGAGAAACGUGGGAGAUUUCGCUGGAGAUAUGCAAGGUGGCUCAACGAGCGUUCUCAUUGGACGCCAUGCUGCAUGUGGCCUGUAUAGGCAUGACCGAGGACAAGUGUCUGGAAAUCCUCAACGCCGCCAAGGAUGCACAAAUCCAAAACUUGCUUAUCAUUCGUGGUGAUGAACCCGUGAUACAUAAGAGAAACAACCCCAAAGCACAAGCCGAACCAUUAAAAGUGCUGAAUAAGGCGUUAGAUAUGGUCCAAUUGACGCGGAAACACUUUGGUGAUUACUUCUGCAUAGGUGUGGCUGGCUUCCCGGAGGGUCGUGUGGGGUGUGGGGCUGACAAAGUGGACGAUGGUAUUGCGCAUUUGACGGAGAAGGUGACUGCGGGUGCUGACUUCAUUCUAACUCAAGUGUUCUUUGACCCAGAGGUGUUCCUAACCUAUAUGCGCAAGUGUCGAGAAGCUGGUAUAAAUGUUCCGAUCAUUCCUGGUCUGAUGCCAAUCACCGGAUAUCAGCAACUGGUGCGCGUAGUGAAGCUAGCUGGUAUAACUAUCCCCGAGGGCAUGGCUAAGACCCUUGACAGCAUACGUAACGAUGAUGCAAAGGUGCAGGCCUACGGACAGCAGGUUCUACAAGAAAUCAUACUCAAGUUAAAGGAAAGUGGCGAAUCAAACUUCCAUUUCUUCACCAUGAACCUGGAGCAACCGCUGACUCAAAUUUUGCUGGACAAUCAAUUGAGCACAGUUGGCGAAAAUAAUAAACGGCGCACCCCUACUUCAAUGCGCAGUCUGCCCUUCAGCCAAGCACAGGCCGAUGGUGCAUUAGGCUCUAGGAGAGAGUCUGAGACAGUGCGUCCAAUUCACUGGCAGUACAGACCCUCCACUUAUAAACUACGCACGAGUGAGUGGGAUCGAUACCCGAAUGGACGAUGGGGAGAUAGCAGUAGUCCUGCCUACGGAAGUUUAAGUAACUACCAUUUGUUAACGUUGCACACAUCCGCAGGUGACAAGACGGUAUCGAAGUGCGGGGUGACUAUCAGGUCGGAGAGAGAUGUGUUUCGUAUCAUGUCAGCGUUCAUUGAAGGUAAAUUCCCCAGUUUGGUGCUCCCGUGGCAUGACGAGCCCAUCGCAAAAGAGACGGAACAGAUAUCGUCUAGUUUGAAAGAGCUCAAUGAUAAUGGUUUUAUGACGAUUAACAGUCAACCACGAAUCAAUGCUGUGCCUUCAUCGGAUCCGAUUUUCGGGUGGGGUCCGGCAGACGGUGUGGUGUACCAAAAGGCGUACCUGGAGUUUUUCUGCAGCGCUGCCAAACUGGAAGCGUUAUUCCAAAUACUGGGCAAAUAUCCCACCAUGAGUUUAUUGGCCGAGAAUGAGAAGGGCGAGAGGCGGCAACACAAAUCACAAGGGCGUGUGCAGGCAUUGACGUGGGGUGUGUUUCCCGAAAGCGAGAUUGUGCAACCAACCGUUACGGACCAGGAGAGCUUUACUGCUUGGCGCGAAGAGGCUUUCGGAUUGUGGAGAGUUAUGUGGAGUGACAAACUCGAGGCCGGUACAAAAGCGCGAGAUGUUUUGGAGUCGAUGAUUAGCAAAUACUACUUAGUGAGUGUAGUCGAUCACAACUAUAUAGAUGGCGAUUUAUUUGGCAUAUUUAAUGAGAUUAUUGAUACGGCGAGGGAGGAGGCUCCAGUGCGUAAGCCGUCUAUAAACUUCUUUAAGAGUAAGAAAGUGCG
This is a messenger RNA of Sphaeroforma arctica JP610, 2118 nucleotides long. RefSeq lists its product as hypothetical. The transcript has 12 exons. Gene Ontology annotation, molecular function: methylenetetrahydrofolate reductase [NAD(P)H] activity; FAD binding. The record is from RefSeq and is a predicted model, not a curated record. The annotation marks the transcript as partial. Lineage: Eukaryota; Ichthyosporea; Ichthyophonida. Gene Ontology annotation, cellular component: cytosol. Gene Ontology annotation, biological process: tetrahydrofolate interconversion.